This is a messenger RNA of Dichomitus squalens LYAD-421 SS1, 2743 nucleotides long. RefSeq lists its product as uncharacterized. NCBI's taxonomy places the organism in Eukaryota, Fungi, Basidiomycota, Agaricomycetes, Polyporales, Polyporaceae. The record is from RefSeq and is a predicted model, not a curated record. Gene Ontology annotation, molecular function: protein-folding chaperone binding. Bases 1 to 2583 code for a protein of 860 amino acids. The transcript has a single exon.
AUGUUGGUUUUCACUCCUCUCCAGAGUCAAGUCUUUGUUCGCCCCGCGUCUUUCCCCGGCAUCUAUCUGGAGAACCAGUACCUAGACGGCGCAGCGCAGCGCGCCGCACAUGACUACGCCCUCGCCCACGCUCGUGUCGAGGCUAUUGAACGCCAGCGUGAGCUCUACUGUCACCGCCUGGGCUCGCACCACCAGUUCCGUGGCCCUGGACACUUUCCCCGGCGUCACUACGGCCGUCCUUCAACAGAUUUCCGUCAAGGAUUUGGCUCCUCUCCUGCUACACGCCCGACCUUCCAACCGCGCCGUGCCCCCUCUUAUUCUCUUGAAGAACUCGAGCUAGCGUACAGCGUCUGGCAGCAGGAGGAGCGUAUCCUCUCCCAACAACGCGAGGCCGCCGCCCGAGAGCGCGAGGAAGUCCUUGCCCGUCAGCGCGAGGCUCAACGCCAGCGCGCACUAGCCGAAGCCGCCGCUCGCGAGGAGCAGGUCCGUGCAGCUCGUGUAGCUCGUAUUCGUGCUCAGCAGGCCCGCGAUCAGGAGGUCCUCCAUGCCCUUCUCAGUCAGCUCGGUCUUGCAUUCGUACAGGCUCAGUCUGCCCAAGACACGCCCCGGGCCAAUAGGCAACAGGUGUGUAGUAUUCGUGCUCGUCAUCUGAGUAGCUGCGGCAGAAUGACUCAUCUUCAAUCUCUGCAGCCUACUGUCUCAACGGCGCGCCCCGCGGCCGCUGCAGCUUCGGCCCCCAGUCCUUCCCCCGCGCCUGCCGACCGCAAGGGUAAGGGCAAGGCUGUUGAUGUUCCCGCAUCGGUCCCGACGCCCAUCUCGACGAAACUAGCGCAUGCCCCCGAACACACGGAGGUGCCCACGCUCAAGGAAGAGCUCGAGGCGCGCAUCCGCACGGAGAGCGAUCCUGAGGUACAGCAGUCGCUCGUAUUGCUCUACUCAGAUCUCUUUGAUAUCCGCGAGCCGUCUCAGUCCGUCGCAGGCCCUUCUGGCACCAACCAUGCGUCGUUUCAAAUCCCUGUCUCUGGUCCUUCUACAUCCUCAAUUCCCGCUCCUGCCACGUCUUCCGUUUCUGCCGCCCCGAAACCUGUAGAUAUCAAAAGUACUACCACCACGGCUGCCACGACCUCUCAGCCUGAGCCCUUGACAGCGACCGGAAGGGGAAAAGACGAGACCAGAGAAACAGAAACUGAGGGCGCCCCUCUACACCGUACCCCCGCACUCCCGCCCGCCAUCGCUGCGAAGUUGCUCAAGUUCUAUAACGUCCGGCGGGCGCGCAAGCUCUCGCUCGCGGAGAUCGAGGAGGUCGAGGACGCGCUCCGCAAGCUCGAAACCACGUUCGAGUUCCCCGCGCAGCUCGACUUCGUCUCCGACCCGCUUCCUUCCCCGUCCGCCUUGGGAUACACCACCAACAACGCUCCGGUGCAUGCGUACGAGCACGCGCUGAACCAGCUGCUGACGCGGUUGGACGCUGUGGAGAGCAUUGGGGACGAUGAGGUGCGGGGAAGGAGGAGAGAGGUUGUCAAGGAGGUCGAGCGCGCGCUGGAGGCGAUGGAGAGGCGGAUUGAAGAGAGUAGGGAGCGGAGUCGUGAGCGGGACCCCCGGAGACGCGCGAGCGUAAGCUCACAGGCUUCGGACGGGGAGGCGACUGUUACGCCGUAUAACCUGCACACCACGGACAACGUCGACAAGGCUGAGACUGAGGAGGUCGUCAAGGCCCCUGCUGAGGUCGAGGAGACGAGGACUGUAGCCCCCGUCGAAGUCAACACAGCUCUGGGAUCCACGGACCAGGUUGAGGUACCCGAGCAAGGCCCCUCCCCCGCUGAGGCGCAGCCCGCAGCGGCAUCUUCCCCACUCAUCAAUGCCACUACCGACGACGGCGUUUUACGUAUCACCGCAGGCGUACCCGACAGCGGCGCAGACAUCGACGCCCUGACCGACGAUGAGUUCAUCCACGCUGACCCCAGCUCCCCGGCAGAUGAGAUCGAUUUCGCCGACGGCACCAUCGACCAGCUCGAGGGUGCCAAGCCCCAAUCCAGCCCCGCUACUGCUGAGGCGGCAACGGCGCCCUCUCGUGCAUCCGACGCGGAACUUUCGCCAGUCUCGACCGCGCCAGAGGACAGUCCCCAUACUCGGUUCGAAGUCGCGGAGGAAGAUGUAGCUGCACCCGCUUCCGAAUAUGCCGAGGACACUACUGCCACCGCUCCUCUUCCCGCACCCGCCCUCGCGGCACCAGAGGCCAUCUCCCGAGUUGCGUCUAGUGCUACAGAUGAAACCUUCUUCACUGCGGAUACCGACUCCGAGGCAAUUCCUCUAUCCGCCACAGACGAUGCGACAUUCUUCACUGCCAGCACCGCAACGCCCGCCGAGCCCGCCUCACAGCCGAUGAGCCGGUCGGCGUCAUCGUCGUCCGCGGGCCAGGACACGUUCCUCCUGUCGUCAACACCCCUCGCAGACGACCAGCCCAAGGAGCACAGGCCGUCUGGCGGAGACGAUGAGGAACUGGAGAUCAUCAGCACGGACGAACUCGAGGCGGCCAGGAACGACAGCGACUGGUCGGACAUCGAGUCCCAUUCGGACUUGUAACCUAUCGACACUUUGGGGUAGCCGUCAUCACUUUCGUUGGACUUCUGGCUUUCCUUCUGCUUCGUGUUACUAGUAGAGUACUGCACAAGUUAGUCCGACCGUAUUGAUGCAGUCUUGGGAUCUUCGGUUGUAUACGUAGCGGCACAUGAAGCAAUACAUU